Laccaria bicolor S238N-H82 is the source of this 644-nucleotide messenger RNA. RefSeq names its product actin-related protein ARPC3. The transcript has 7 exons. Bases 1 to 513 code for a protein of 170 amino acids. Gene Ontology annotation, biological process: Arp2/3 complex-mediated actin nucleation; actin filament polymerization. Gene Ontology annotation, cellular component: actin cytoskeleton; Arp2/3 protein complex. Lineage: Eukaryota; Fungi; Basidiomycota; Agaricomycetes; Agaricales; Hydnangiaceae. Gene Ontology annotation, molecular function: actin filament binding. The record is from RefSeq and is a predicted model, not a curated record.
AUGUCAAAUGUUUUGCGGCCCUACCUAGCGGCGGUGAGGUCAACCCUCACUGCGGCGCUCACCCUCGAGAACUUCUCGUCACAGGUUGUAGAACGGCACAACAAACCGGAGGUUGAGACAGGAACAUCAAAGGAGGUUCUACUCAAUCCUCUGACGAUAUCGCGUAACGAGAAUGAACGCGUCCUUAUCGAAUCAUCCGUCAACUCUAUCCGUCUCAGCAUCAAGAUCAAACAAGCCGACGAGAUUGAAAGAAUUCUAUGCCAUAAAUUUACUAGGUUCAUGAUGCAAAGAGCAGAGAGCUUCAUCGUGCUGCGGCGGAAACCUGUGCAGGGUUAUGACAUUUCUUUCCUCAUCACAAACACUCAUACAGAAACCAUGCUCAAGCACAAAAUUGUUGAUUUUAUCAUCCAAUUUAUGGAGGAAGUUGACAAGGAAAUUAGUGAGAUGAAGCUCAGUUUAAACGCUCGUGCGCGUAUUGUUGCAGAAUCGUAUCUGACCGCGUUCAACGCGUAACAGGCUUUAUUCGAUACCCUUGCACUCCGACCUUCAUUCCAUCUUCGAACCGGUCAUAUAAACAACCUUGCCGUCAUUUGUACCGAGUAUCGUAAUUAACAUCCUCAAUAAAAUACGCAUCAAAUGGAUAC